AUGCUCCGCCGUCGUCAGCCCAAUGCCGACAACAACAACGACGAUGUCCAGUCCACAGCCCCCGCGGACUCGUCACCUGAAAAGCACCUCCGACCGACAGCGAUAAAGCCCAAGAAUGAGAGGAAGCAAUCGUUCAUGACGAAACCCAAGAGCAAGCGCCGCAAUGGCCUCAUCUUCUUGCUGGGCGGAGUCUUCGGGAUCUUCUGCGCGGUCUUCUUCGCCCAGCAGCAGGACGUCAUUAGUCUGGAGUCUUUGAUGGACUUGAAUAUAGACUCGUUGAUGGAUGUCAUUCCCCAGAGCAUCAUGCGGGAUGCGCGGGAGUUUUCGCAACAUGAACGCGAUACGGUCAGCUACGAUGCAUUUUCAGUCGGUUUAAAUCUCCGAUCGCAGGGCGUCGAAGCGAAGCACCCAAUCAUAAUGAUCCCCGGUGUUAUCUCGACGGGGCUCGAGAGCUGGGGUACUAGCCCUACGUCACUGAUGUACUUCCGGCGGAGACUCUGGGGGAGUUGGAGUAUGAUGCGGGCACUUGUGAUGGACAAGGCAGAAUGGAAGAACCAUAUCAUGCUGGAUAAAGAGACCGGGUUGGAUCCGCCGGGAAUCAAGCUGCGUGCGGCGCAGGGUUUCGACGCUACGGAUUUCUUCAUCACGGGGUACUGGAUAUGGAACAAGAUCCUGGAGAACCUCGCGAGUAUCGGGUAUGACCCGACGAACGCUUUUUCAGCUGCCUAUGACUGGCGACUAUCGUACUUGAACUUGGAGGCUCGGGACCAGUACUUUAGCCGGUUGAAGUCGUACAUUGAGACGGCGGUGCACGUGCGCGGUGAGAAGGUAACUCUCGCUUCUCAUAGUAUGGGGUCACAGGUGGUGCUAUUCUUCUUCAAAUGGGUUGAGAACCCAGCGCAUGGGAACGGCGGUUCAGACUGGGUGAACCGACACAUUGCCAACUGGAUCAACAUCAGUGGUUGCAUGCUCGGCGCGGUCAAAGGCCUCACGGCCGUCCUAUCCGGCGAGACACGGGACACAGCACUGCUCAAUGCGUUCGCGGUCUACGGUCUGGAGAAGUUCCUCUCCCGCGAAGAGCGCGCUGAGAUCUUCCGCGCGAUGCCCGGCAUCUCCAGCAUGCUCCCCAAGGGCGGCGAAGCAGUCUGGGGCAAUUCCACCUGGGCCCCCGAUGACCUACCCGGCCAGCACAUGACAUAUGGCAACCUCCUCAACUUCCGCGAGAGCAACUCCACCCUCACGCAGAAGAACCUUACUGUACCAGAAAGCCUCGAAUACCUCCUCAACCAAAGCGAGCCCUGGUACCGCGAUCAAGUACUCGGAAGCUACUCGCACGGUGUCGCGCACACAACCGCCGAAGUGGAAGCCAACGAGAACGAUCCGCGCACUUGGCUCAACCCGCUCGAGGCUCGCCUCCCGCGCGCACCAGACAUGAAGCUCUAUUGCUUCUACGGCGUCGGCAAGCCAACUGAGCGCAGCUACUUCUACCAAGAGGAACGAGACCCCCUCGUCAACCUGAAUGUUAGCAUCGACACAACCGUAACAACAGCCGACGGCACAGACCACGGCGUUGUCCUCGGCGAGGGCGACGGCACCGUCAACCUCCUUAGCACAGGCUACAUGUGCGCCAAGGGCUGGCAUAUCAAGCGGUAUAACCCAUCUGGGAUUAAGAUUAAGGUUUACGAAAUGCCACAUGAGCCGGAUCGGUUCUCGCCACGCGGUGGCCCAAACACAGGCGACCACGUCGAUAUCCUCGGCCGCGCCUCGCUUAACGACCUCAUCCUCCGUGUUGCUGGUGGACACGGUGAUGAGAUUGAGGAUACGUUUGUCUCCAGGAUCAAGGAGUAUGCGGAGAAGGUAAAGGUUUAUGAAGAGUAG
Molecule: messenger RNA, 1878 nt
Organism: Aspergillus mulundensis
Lineage: Eukaryota; Fungi; Ascomycota; Eurotiomycetes; Eurotiales; Aspergillaceae
Product: phospholipid:diacylglycerol acyltransferase
Exons: 3
Coding region: 1-1878 (625 amino acids)
Biological process (GO): lipid storage; triglyceride biosynthetic process
Cellular component (GO): cytoplasm; perinuclear endoplasmic reticulum
Molecular function (GO): phospholipid:diacylglycerol acyltransferase activity
Source: RefSeq, a predicted model, not a curated record